UUUAAUCUCUCUAAUUCUGGAAAUAUUUCUAAAUGUUUCUAAUUUAUUUUGAGGAAAGGCUAAUUUAUGAAAGAAGAAAUAAUAUAAUUAUCUAAUCAAAACUACCACAAACCUGCUGAACUGUUAUUUACAUAAAAUCCUAAACUUCGCUUAACAAUUUCGAAAGGUUCCCGCCAUGAAGCUCGAAUCUUUGGAGCAGCGAGAAUCGAGCGCUCGAUUGUGCCACGAGCAUACAUAUACCGGAAGCUCGGUCGACUCGUCCUUUUCCGGUGCGGCGUGUCACAGGCGUAUAGGUAAUAUUUUUCGUCUUACAUUAUCGCUACACAAUACGUUAGUUUCAUCGACUGCGAGACGGUGUGUUGGCUUUCCAUUGAAACGGGCGUGGUUCCUCGCUCAGUCGGCGUCGUUUCCUCGACGUCGCGAUACGUACGGACGAUACAAAAUCGAGAAGACGUGGCUUCACGAUUUGGCACCGUCCUGCCUCGAUAUUUAAUGGAAAACCUGCCUUCCGUCUCUUAUAACAUCUUGGCUUGUUCACUUGGCAUGGCGACGUCGCCGUUAACAUUCAUAGAGUCAUCCAUUCGUUCAGACGUCGCCGACAGUUGGUGUGAUUCAUCCUACCUAUCCACGUACGUAACGAGAGGAAUCCAAGGUAGAAUUAGCGCGAGUUGCUGAGCCCUCGAAAAAAUUCAUUCUUUAUUAUACGGGGUAUGUAUUUAACAUUUUGUGACGCGUUUCCAAUUUUUUUUCCCGCCAGUCUCCGCGCGAAAAGUUUGACAGAACGUUAUUUAUUCGAAUAUUUAGAUUUUUUCAUAUUGAUUUCUCGACUCGCGACGAAUAUUAUGCGAUUUUCCCCUUGUCAAAAUCGUAAUUUUCGUUCCGUUUAUAGAGACAUCGUAUUUCUCAAUUUCGCGUAAAAAUUUUGAAGAUAAUCGAUAACGCGUAAGAUUCUCUAUCGUGCGAUAUAUAUUUGUAUAACAAAAUUAAUCAGUCGUUAACGUGAUAUUCCUUUUCGAAAUUGGGAUUACAUAUUUCAUUUAAAGCUUCCCUCUUAAUCGUAACAGCAGUUUUUACCGAAUCGAUUUUUGUUUAAGACGUUUGAAAAAAUGUCGAGGAAGCGCUUUUGAAGUGUAGGUUGUCGCCCGCGCCAUUUUCAGCAGCUAGGUAAUUGCGUAUAAAGUACAAUACGACCGAGUGACGAAGUAAUCGAAAGAGCAUCGUGACGCACGCAUUCUGGGUAAAAUCGUUGUUGCUCAAAAUGGCUGUCGAAGGAGCGAUUUCCGUUUCUAAGUCUGUUCUAUAUCGGGGCUCCGUUCCGUUGAUUUUAAGAGAGCAACGCGCGAAUCGUUGAAUUGACCCGGGAAAAAUCGUGGAAUAAUUUUCGCUCCAUUAAUUCGCCUCUUAUCGUGAUAUUUUACACCGCGAAAGUUUCUCGAGAGAAAUAUUUUUUACGCUUUAAUGAUUGCUUUUCCGGUUCGUAGACGCACGCAAAGACGGAGGAUCGUGUAACGCGUGCGCCGUUCGAUUCUCCUCUCCCCACCCAGCUGAUCCAUCGCCGCCGCGUCCAAUAGACUUCGUCGUCUUUGCGCUGCGACGACGGAAUUCGCUGGCGAGAGGGAGGAUCUGAUGACGAGAUGGCGCGCGCGUUGCAUGUCGGGACGACGGUUUCGCGGAGAGGGGGGAGAGUGAGAAGAAGCGACUCGAGUUCACAAAAUGGCGGUCUAGCUCGCAGGUUCGUGACCAUAUAGCACACGAUAGUCGAAUAAUUUGCCGUAAUGUCGAACCGCCAACCUCAAUAGCGAUUUGUUAUCGCGGACACGUGUACGCGUGACGGUGCUACGAUUGGAUUCUGCGCAAUUUGCAUGCGGAUCGUUAAGAAUACGACGGGUCGUCGGUGCGACGCGUAGACGGGACCAUGCAGAAAACAUUAGAAUCUGAAUCCGGUAAGGAAUCCGGAUCCGAUUCGGAGAAUGACAGCAAAAGCGAUAGCUCCUCUUCUGGAAGUAAUAGCGGUUCAGCAUCAGGAUCUGAUAGUGACUCUAGCUCCUCGAGCGGUUCCGGUUCCGGAUCAGGCUCUGACUCAGAAAAGUCAGAGAAGUCAGAUGCACCUGCUGCACAAAGCGAUAGCUUCCAGAGCAAAAGCUCGAAUCACAGCACAGAAACAAAGCUUAGAGUUAAACAUGAGUCUAGCCGUGAAUGGGACGAGAAUCCUGACAUAUAUGGCAUCAGGAGAUCGGGACGUUCCAGGAAGGAACCUGACAGGCUCGCGACAAAUCGCGAGAGCGACAGCGAUGGUCGCAAGAAGUUUAAAAAGAAAGGUUCACACAAUUCCUGGAAUUCUGAAAGUUCAGAUUCCGAAUCUGACGAAAUUGAAAAUCGAAGGCCGCCUCCUAGCAAGUCUUUAAACAGACGCGCGGCGCAAAAAGCAAAAGAGAAAGCCAAAGUGCGAAAGAAGCGAAUUUCUGAAUCUUCUGAAAAUUCUUCCUUUGAUAGUGAUGACAAUAGAAGGCAAGUCACUAGACGGACUGGCACAGCAGUUAGCUAUAAAGAAGAAAGUGAAGAAGGAACUGAUAGUGAAGAUUUGGUUGAAGUUGAAGAAUCGAAUGCUGCAUCAGCAGAACCUGAUAAUGCGGAAACUAUUGAACAAAUUUUGGGACAGAGAAUGGGCAAGAAAGGAGUUACCGGCAACGUGACAACAAUUUAUGCUGUCGAAGAAAAUGGCGAUCCCAAUCCAAAGGAUCUAAGUAAUGUAGAGACCGAAGUACAAUAUUGGAUAAAAUGGAAAGGUUGGUCUCACAUACACAAUACAUGGGAAUCAGAGGAAUCUUUGAAAACACAAAAGGUGAAAGGAUUAAAAAAGUUAGACAAUUUUAUCAAACGUGAACGUAGACUGGAACAGAUGAGAGAAUGUAUUGAAUCAGAAGAUUUGGAAUAUCUUGAAUGUCAAUUGGAACUUAAAAAUCAACUUUUGAAAAGUUACAACAACGUUGAGAGAAUUAUAGCUGAUUAUAAGAAACCAGACUCGGAACAUCCUGAUUAUUUCUGUAAAUGGGAGAAUCUACCAUAUGCUGAGGCUACAUGGGAAGAUGGAGCUUUGAUAGUGAAGAAAUGGCCAGAAAAGAUAAAAGAAUUUCGCGACAGGGAGGAUUCUAAAAGAACACCAAGCAAACAUUGUAAAGUUCUUAAAUCUAGACCUAAAUUUUAUCAAUUGAACGAACAGCCUACUUAUAUGGGCAAAGAAAAGGAUUUAGUAUUGAGGGAUUAUCAAAUGGAUGGAGUUAAUUGGAUGAUUCACUCUUGGUGUAAGGAAAACAGUGUUAUAUUAGCUGACGAGAUGGGUCUCGGCAAAACAAUCCAAACAAUAUGCUUCCUUUAUUAUCUUUUUCACACGCAACAACUUCAUGGACCGUUUUUAUUAGUAGUUCCUCUGUCAACAAUGACUUCCUGGCAAAGAGAAAUGGCUCUAUGGGCACCUGAUAUGAAUUUCGUCAUUUAUUUGGGUGAUGUCAAUUCGCGCAAUGUUAUUAGAGAAUAUGAAUGGUGCUAUCGAGGAUCGAAGAGAUUAAAAUUCAAUGUCAUACUUACAACGUACGAAAUAGUACUUAAAGAUAAAGCACUGUUGGGUGCCUUAAAUUGGGCAGUACUGCUAGUGGAUGAAGCUCAUCGAUUAAAAAACGACGAUUCUCUUCUGUACAAAGCACUUAGCGAAUUUCACACCAAUCAUCGUUUGUUGAUCACUGGUACUCCAUUACAGAACAGCUUGAAAGAAUUGUGGGCUUUAUUACACUUCAUUAUGCCUACCAAAUUCGUCUCAUGGGAAGAAUUUGAGAAACAACAUGAUAAUGCUGCACAAAAAGGAUACUCCAAACUACAUAAGCAAUUGGAGCCAUUUAUUUUGCGCAGAGUUAAAAAGGACGUUGAAAAAUCUUUACCCGCUAAAAUUGAGCAAAUUUUACGGGUAGAAAUGACUUCCCUGCAAAAACAAUAUUAUAAAUGGAUAUUGACUAAAAAUUACGAUGCAUUAAGAAAAGGCAUGAAAGGAUCCAGUUCGACAUUUUUGAACAUCGUGAUCGAAUUAAAAAAAUGUUGCAAUCAUGCUUUUCUUACAAAACCGAACGAGGCCGAAAGGGAAAAAGGCAAUGGGGAUUAUUUGCAGACACUCAUCCGUGGUUCCGGAAAAUUAGUACUUUUAGAUAAAUUAUUAGUGAGAUUGCGUGAUACUGGACACAGAGUACUAAUAUUCAGUCAGAUGGUCAAAAUGUUAGACAUUCUCAGUGAAUAUCUGCAAAAAAGACAUUUCCCAUUCCAAAGAUUAGAUGGCAGUAUAAAAGGGGAACUGAGGAAACAGGCAUUAGAUCACUUCAAUGCUGAAGGAUCACAGGAUUUUUGUUUCCUAUUGUCAACGCGAGCCGGCGGUCUCGGCAUUAAUCUUGCCACUGCGGAUACUGUGAUAAUUUUCGAUUCCGAUUGGAAUCCGCAAAAUGAUUUGCAAGCUCAGGCCAGAGCACACCGAAUAGGACAAAAGAAUAAGGUCAAUAUUUAUCGACUGGUUACCAAAAAUUCUGUCGAGGAAGAAAUCGUAGAACGUGCAAAGCAGAAAAUGGUCUUGGACCAUUUAGUGAUACAGCGAAUGGAUACAACCGGACGGACGGUAUUGGAUAAGAAGAAUGCAGGGACCAAUAGCAAUCCAUUUACCAAAGAAGAUUUAACUGUUAUUUUGAAAUUCGGCGCAGAGGAUCUGUUUAAAGAUGAAGAAGAUGGAGAUGAAGAACCAAUGUGUGAUAUCGAUGAAAUAUUAAGAAGAGCUGAAACAAGAGAUGAAGGUCCGACGACAGUUGGCGAUGAAUUAUUGUCCGCUUUUAAAGUAGCUAGUUUUAAACCUACUUUUGAAGAAGAUUUGGAACCUAUUAAUCAGCCGAAUGAUAACGAUGAUGAAAGUAAAGACUGGGCUGAAAUCAUUCCGGAAAACUUUCGAAAGAAAGUAGAAGAAGAAGAGAAGUCGAAGGAAAUGGAAGAUCUUUAUUUGCCACCGAGAAGUCGGAAAACACUUCAGCAAAUCAAUCAGAGCGAAGGAAGAAGCAGAAAGCGUAAAAAGGUACAGGAUGAUAGCGAAGAAGGGGAGGAGUCGGGUAGCGAGGUGGAGGGUAGUGACGAUGAAAGACCUAAGAAAAGAGGUAGACCGAGAGUCUUGCCGCGCGAGAACAUCAAGAGUUUCACAGAUGUUGAGAUACGAAGAUUCGUUAAAAGUUAUAAAAAGUUCCCGGCACCCUUGAAACGAUUGGAAGAUAUCGCAGCUGAUGCUGAUUUACAAGAGAAACCAAUGUCGGAAUUGCGCUUCUUGGGCGAACAAUUGAAAUCUAGAUGCGACAUGUGCUUAGUCGAAUUUGAGAACACGGCGAAAGAGAAUAAAACUGGCGAGGAAGAGGGCAAGGGACCUGGUCGUAAGAGAGGACGAGGACCUACUUUCAAGAUGGGCGGUGUUAUGGUGAACGCGAAAUCAUUUUCAGCCGCAGUUAAAGAACUUGAACCUUUGGAGCAAGCUUUGCCAUCCGAUCCCGAGCAACGCGCCAAUUGGCACCUCGACAUUAAAUCAAAGCCAGCAAACUUUGAUUGUGAGUGGACUUCCGAGGAUGAUUCGAGAUUAUUAAGAGGUAUAUAUCAACAUGGCAUGGGUUCGUGGGAAGCAAUAAAAAUGGACGCUAGUUUGGAAUUGGGAGAUAAGAUUUUUCCUAAUGGCAGUAAAGUACAACUCAAACGUGUGAACGCACGUGCGGAAUAUCUUCUGAAGAUUUUGAAGAAACAGAUUGAUCUUAAGUUAGGAGUGGCACGAAUGAGAAAACCAAGGAAGACUAAGGAAAUGAAAACAGCAAUCACUAAAGAGAUUGUAGAAGAUAAUGAUACUUCUGGUGACGAAACUAAGAAAUCAAAAUCUAAAAAUGAUAAAUCUGGAAUUAAGAAAGAAGAAGAUAUUGUUGCAAAGAAAGAAGUAAAGGAUGAAAUUGAUGAUUUAUCUGAUGAUAAAAAAAAGGAUAAGAAGAUUAAAAAAGAAAAGAAAGAGAACAAGAAAGCGAAGAAAAAUAAGCAAGCCGCAGGUCCUAUGCAUUUUACUGCAAAUAACGAACCAAGAGCUGUUGAUGUAAUUGGUGAAUUGGAUCCUCCAAUAUUUGAUGAGUGUAAGGAAAAAAUGAGGCCAGUGAAGAAAGCAUUAAAGGCUCUGGAUACACCAGAUAUGUCUCUGAGCGAGGAGGAGCGAGUCGCUCGUGCGCGUCGAUGCCUUUAUCAAAUCGGAAACCAUAUCAAUACAUGUCUUACGGAAUAUAAAAAUCCUGAACAAAUAAGUGAAUGGAAAAGUAACCUCUGGUACUUUGCUUCAAAGUUCACAAAUUUCAAAGCAAAGAAGCUUUAUAGAAUGUAUAAGAAUUUGGUAAAACAAGGUGGCGAUAGCAAUGGCGGUACUACAUUGAGUCCUGACAAAAAAGAAGAUGCUUCCAAUACUACAAAGAAACAUAAUGAAAGAUCGUCUCACGAUAAACAGACGGAAAGUAGCAGCAGUAACAAAGACAGCAGAAUAACGAAACGUAAAAUUGACGAUACUGAGGAGAAUUCAAAUAGUAGUACACAAAGUAAGAAACAGAAUAUUUCUAGUGUCAGCAGCAAUAUCAGCAGCACGUCCACCGUUACUAUCGGUGCUAUUACGAUUACUCCUAUAACAUCAACGCCAAAUUCCACAUCAAGUACUACUAACAGCGCAGAAACAUCACGACAUAAAGAGCAAAAAGAAUCGAAGCAUAAAGAUAUGAAAAGAGAUAGGGAGCGUGACAGAGAUCGAGAUAGAGGACACAAUGAUAGGGGUAUGGAUAGGAUAAGCGGAGGAAAGGACGACAGGAUCAGAAGAGACAGUGGAGGAUAUAAUAUGGGGCAUUAUAGUGGCAGCAGAGAGGACGAUCAUUGGUUACCCAGAGAUGGAAGAGACAUGAGAGACGGCAGGUACGGAUUCGGAGAUCACAAACGCGAUCGCUUCGAUAUUUAUGGCCGAAUGUCAGGCGGUUAUCACAGAGAUAGAGAUAGAGAUCGAGAUCGUGGUAUGCACAUGAAUGACAAGAGAAGUGAUUAUUACCGAUAUUCGUCGGGACCGCCAAGUUAUGGAUACAAUCCGGGUAAUUAUGGCGAUAGUAGCGGUGGUGGCGGUUAUCCUCCAACGGAUAUCGCACCGGGUCAUUUUAGAGGUCGCGGAUAUGGAGGAGAUAGCUAUUCUAAUUGGCGGCCGAACAAGGAUUAUAGGCGAGACUAUGAUAGAAGGCCACCACCACCAAAUGCCAACUCCUAGUGCUUCUUUCCUCUUCGGUUGUGACGUAGUAGCAGUACCAUCUUAUAUAUGAUCUUAAAUGAAAGCUGGUUUUACGUGUCUCUACGUGUAAGAUAUGGUGAUAAACAUGCGAUGUACAGUAAUCAUGUGACAUGAAUAAGAAUACAUGUAUAUAUAAAAAUCUUGACGCUGCAGCGUGUUGGUUGCUAUAGAAUACUCUAAAAUACUAGACGGAACGUAUUCUGAACGCCCUGAAGCGUCAAUUGAACCAUAUUUUCUGCCGGAGUAUCUUUCGUUAUGUAUAAUAAAUAAACUGCUUCCGCGCUAUGCGCAUAUUUUGCAUUUUCGACAUUGUAUGUAAAUAUGUGCGUAAAAUAUUCAGUUUAGAUAUAUUGCUCACGCACAUGAAUGCAAAAAUUGAAAUCCCAUAAUAUCUCGUUUCACUUAUCAUUACGAAUUAUUCUGAUUCUAUUCCGACAUUAUUAAAUAUUUGACUGUGUUAACAAUUAAAUAGAAAUGGACAUUGUGUAGCAAUGUCUAUAAAAUUGUACAAAUUGUUUUAUUAAUUA
Molecule: messenger RNA, 7875 nt
Organism: Camponotus floridanus (Florida carpenter ant)
Lineage: Eukaryota; Metazoa; Arthropoda; Insecta; Hymenoptera; Formicidae
Gene: Chd1
Product: chromodomain-helicase-DNA-binding protein 1
Exons: 24
Coding region: 1916-7327 (1803 amino acids)
Biological process (GO): nucleosome organization; regulation of transcription by RNA polymerase II
Cellular component (GO): nucleus; chromatin
Molecular function (GO): ATP-dependent chromatin remodeler activity; histone binding; ATP binding
Source: RefSeq, a predicted model, not a curated record